GCUGCGAGCAUUGCUUCGAAACUGCCGGCAGAUCACUAGCUAGCCAGUGAACUCCGACCGGCAGGCACCAACCAAUUAAAUUACCACCCCAAAUCAAGGUCUUAACCAAGCUCCAAGCUAGCUACUCCACCUGCCUACCUCUUAACAUUCGAAGAAAUUAACAAGGUAACAGCAUAGCUGAUUCUGAUAUUGCUUGCCAUGGAGAAACCCAAGAAAUCAAACUUCCCAGCACACAGACGACCCGGGUCGAUCUCACGGGACGUCAAGAAGUCGUCUUCCUCGCUCAACAUGUCCACGUCUUCUCUCCCGAGCAUCAGCGAGGACAUGGACACCACUGCCAGGAGACCGGCCGUCGUCAGGUUUGCUCCUACACCGACGGCAAGGAGGAAUUCGAUUCCGUCGUCGCAACAGGCGCCUGCAAGUGCGGCUGCACCGCGGCCGGCUUCGUCUUGUGGACAGAGGCCGAGCAGGUCGUCUGCUGCUGCGAGGAGCUUGCCGCUGCCGGAGCACUCUGGACCGAAGGCGCUGAGGAGGAGCUGGGGCUGGACGGGGAGCGCUGGUGAUCACAAGGAGGAGACGGAGAACGGUGAUCUGAGGAGCGAGGGGACAGCGAGCUCGGUUCCAAGAAGAAUGGCGGAGGAGAAACCACUGCAGAGAAGAGAGAGCAAGGAGAAGAUCACCUCUAGGACUAAGUCGAGAUCAUCAAAUCUGUCUCCAAAACCAGAUGUUCCCCUCAAGCCCCGCAGCGCACAGAGGAGCUCCAGUGAUGCAGGCAAAUCUAGUGAGAAGGAUCCUCCCAGCAGCACUGUAUCACUGGACAACAUGGUCAGGGUUCCCCCUCCCAGUAAAACAUCAUCGUCAACGCCAGGCGCCUCGUGGGAAUCGCUUCCGUCAGACCUCAAGACUCUCGGAUCGGUACAAUUUGUUUAUAAACUUUAAUUUAUACUCCGUAUGUAAUUCUGCACAUUGCGAUGGGGUUAUGCAGCCUCGGAAUUAUGGCUUGUUAAGUUGGCAAGUUUUGAUGCACCGUAGGAAGUGAUGAAUUAUAAGGAUGCUGCAGAGAUGGCUGCUGUUGAGGCCAUGCAGGAAGCUUCUGCUGCGGAGAUUGUGCUCAGGUGUCUCAGGUGAAGUGCUCUUCAGUCUUCACUCAUCCAUAAAAUAAAACCUGUGUUCAUCAAAAAUCAAAAUAAAAUUAAACAACAAUUUGCUCAUCAGAAAACAAUGCCCAGAACAGAGAGGACUGAAAAUUUCACUACUGUCCUGAUGAAUUUGCUAUGCACGUUCAGUGCCUUCGCAGAUCUAACCGCCUCCGCCGCCCAGCAUCCGCCGCAGCAUACCGUGGACGAGUUCCUCGCGCUCCAAGCCGCCAUCACCCGCUCCGCCGCCGUCCUCGGCAACCACCAGCAGCGCCGAUCUGGCGGCCACGCCGGCGACUGGCUGCGCGCGGCAGUCAGCGCCGACCUGGCCCCCUUUUCCCUCUACAGGAAGAAAAAUCAACAGAGCGCCGAAGAAGAACCACCUGCUGCCUGCUUCCCCUCGGCAAAUCCGCUGGCGGCGGGAGAAGAAGCCGCCGUCGCCGGGGAGGCGGAGGAGGAGGAGAUGGAGAUCACCUGGCUGGAGGCAGCGGCGAGGCGGCUAGGGGAGGAGAUGAGCGCGUGGUUCGCGGGGCACGUGGAGGGGCUGGUCGACGGCGACGUGGCCGGGACGCUGGGGCAGCUCAAGAGGGUCAACGACUGGCUGGAUACGGAUGGCGCGGGCCCGCGGCGGUCCGAGGCCGCCGAGCGGCUGAGGAAGAAGAUCUUCGGGUACCUGCUGGAUCACGUCGAGUCGGCGGUGGUCGCGUUGAACGGCGGCGCUGCUCCCAAUCGGGGGAAAUCGAACCGUAGCGUGUACUCUGUGCCAUGAAAUAUUUUAUUUUAUACUCUGUAUUUAUGACUAACCGAAAUGUUCCUGCGUUGCCACGGCUGGAGCUUUCCGUUUCACAUGUUUGAAGAGAUAGCGUUCCUACGGACAA
Brachypodium distachyon (stiff brome) is the source of this 2014-nucleotide messenger RNA. RefSeq lists its product as uncharacterized. The coding region runs from base 199 to 939 and encodes 246 amino acids. The record is from RefSeq and is a predicted model, not a curated record. NCBI's taxonomy places the organism in Eukaryota, Viridiplantae, Streptophyta, Magnoliopsida, Poales, Poaceae. The transcript is spliced from 2 exons.